Pseudogymnoascus verrucosus is the source of this 1448-nucleotide messenger RNA. RefSeq lists its product as uncharacterized. The coding region runs from base 120 to 857 and encodes 245 amino acids. Lineage: Eukaryota; Fungi; Ascomycota; Leotiomycetes; Thelebolales; Thelebolaceae. Gene Ontology annotation, cellular component: extrinsic component of membrane; GID complex. Gene Ontology annotation, biological process: negative regulation of gluconeogenesis; proteasome-mediated ubiquitin-dependent protein catabolic process; protein catabolic process in the vacuole. The record is from RefSeq and is a predicted model, not a curated record. The transcript has 4 exons.
AGGAGGAGCGCGGGGAGGCGUGGGUGGCGGUCGAGGGUAGCGAGGAGUCAGAGGCUGUGGGUGGUGGUGGUGGGAGCCAGAGCGCUACGCCGACGCCGCCGCCGCCGGAUGGACAGCAGAUGAUGAAGAGGGUUGAGGCGGGGGAGCGGGCGAGCGUGGAGAUGUUGUCGCCUGUUAGUGUGGAGGAGAAGGGGGAGGAGAAGGAGAGGGAGGCGCCGGUGCUGAGGAGGAGUUAUGCAGGGAGUUCGCCGUCGAUGAGCUAUGAGUUCUCUAAUGUCCGGUUGAAGCCGUCGUCGCCGUCGUCGUUUUUGCGGUCGGGAAGCCAGUUUCGCGGCACGCAGCAUUCGGAGAGACAGGUUUAUGAGGUGCAGGUUGAGAUUAAACAUGUCGAUAUGAGAGAGUCGUCGCUGUGCGGAUACCUGCGCAUACAAGGCCUGACAGAAGACCACCCAACCCUGACGACCUACUUCGAGGGCGAGAUCAUCGGGUCGAAGUACUCCUUCCUCACCAAGCACGACGACUGGGGCUCGACGGACAAAGUGGACCUGGAGCACUGGUCGAAGUUCCAGGCGUUCCGGCCCUUCAGCAAGGCUGCGCGGCGGGGGAACCUGCAUAUCCCCAACCUGGCGCAGCGGGAGAACAUCUUUAUGCGCUGGAAGGAGCACUUCCUCGUCCCGGACCACCGGGUUCGCACGAUUACGGGGGCGAGUUUCGAGGGCUUCUAUUAUAUCUGCUUUAACCAGCGGAGUGGGAGCGUGAGCGGGAUUUACUUCCAUGCGAAGAGCGAGAAAUUCCAACAGCUCGAGCUCAAGCACGUCCCCGACCGCGGGACCUACGGCGCAAUUGAAUUCAGGUGAGCCGGAUGGCACAGGACCUCUGGCAGGGACACACGGAGUAGGGCGACAACGGGCAGGGUGAACACACUCACACACACAGAGACACGACAUAAGGCGAUUUUAGGGCAGGAUAACAUGAGCGCGGUGCAUAUACGGAAACUGAUUCCCCCCAGCCCAGCCUCCUCCCAUCACCACCCCCCCUCCCAUCCCCGCUCCCCACCAAGGGGGUUCAGGUGGUUUGGGAGGAGGAGUGAGGCAGGAGGCUGGCGGGCUUUGUUUACUCGAUUUCGAUUUGUCUAUUUUAACUUUUUACGUUUUAGUUUUUGUUACCAUUUUUUUUUGGAAACCUUUCUACAGGAUGGGAAGAGGGCUGAGGGAAUGCGUUGCGUUGAAGUGGGGGGUCGUGAAUGGGAGAGGGGGUGUUAUCUUUUUGAGCGUCUUUUUCAAGAAGGGAGCGAACGGGAUGGGGAGGGGAGUGAUGAAAAGGAGACGAGAACGGGGAUGGUGGAUGUGUAUUCCAAUUCCAUACCAUAUACAGUACGAUUAGCCGUUCUGGUGAUGCGGCAAUUGAACGCUUUGGACGCGGGGACCAACUAGUUUUUUGCUUUUGGG